Molecule: messenger RNA, 600 nt
Organism: Rangifer tarandus platyrhynchus (Svalbard reindeer)
Lineage: Eukaryota; Metazoa; Chordata; Mammalia; Artiodactyla; Cervidae
Source: the annotation of a GenBank genome assembly
AUGCGGUUUCCACACCAGCUGCGAGUGGCCGCAGGCCAGCCCGUCAGACCGUCCACCACGACCCCAGUCGCGCUUCUCCCCGCUCCUAGGACUGCCGCCGGAGGCCGAAGGCCAAUCACACUGCAGCUAGGUCUUGCGAUUAGACAGCAGCGGGUGCAGAUUGGCUAUUGCUACCAGUUUCGGCCUCCCUCCUUUUCCCUUUUGCCCCCAUUCCAGCUCCUGAGCUUCAGGCCAAUGAGAAGGCGCUUUACAGACGCCCUCCCUUCGCUCUCUACUUCUCCCCACCUCGGCGAGGGAAGAGACGUCCUGACUGGCCAGACUGUCCUCGGAAGCCCCAUUCCGUUCACCAAUCACCGAGGGAGAUGCACUCCCAGCGGAGUUUCGGCCAAUUACAAAGCGGCCACGGCGCCCAGCCGUGCGGUUUCGCCAGCGACUCCGGGCUUCACCGUCCUUAACUCUUCAAGCUUUUUCCUGAGGGCCAGCGACUCUGAUUGGUCACUGUUGUCUUUGCCGAAUUUCUCCUCCAGCCAGCCACAGAACAAGGCGAACCCACCUUUUCCUCGGUCGGCUGUCUUCGGCAUUUUCCGUCCUUGGGCGUGA